CCCGAGGUCCUGGAAACUCCCCAUUCCCUCUCUUAUCCCUUUCGUUUUCCUCGCCGGCCCCAUGGCGGCAGCAGCGAUGGCCGCCUCCUCCCUUACACUUCUUCUCCUCCGCUGCCCUAACCGACAGCCCUCCUCCUCCCUCCUCCGCUUUCCUUCACGCUUCUCCUGCUUUCUCCCCUCCUCUGCUUCCAUCUCUGUGUCCCACUUCCACGCCUCUCUCUUUGCUUUCCGUCUCACCUCCUCCGGAAGUAAAAGGCCCCGAACGGUCCUCGCGGUCGCAGAAGAAGAGGAGAAAACUGCGACAAUUGAAGACAAAGUAGAGGAUGUUGGGGAGGUUGGGGUCUCCCAGGAGGCAAGGGCUCGGGUGCGGCCCUGCGAGCUGUACGUCUGCAAUAUGCCUAGAAGCUGCGACGUUUCCCAGCUCUUGGAUCUCUUCAAGCCUUAUGGGACCCUGCAUUCCGUCGAGAUUUCACGGGAUUCUGAGACUGGUAUUAGCAGAGGGUGUGGUUAUAUUACAAUGAGCUCUAUUACAGAAGCAAAAGCAGCAAUUGCUGCCCUGGAUGGAUCUGAUCUGGGUGGACGUGAAUUGCGUGUUAAAUUUUCAGCUGAUAUGGUUACUGGUAGGAAAAACGUCGAAGCUCUGAAUACAGCACCUAAAAAGGAUAUCGUCUUUGAAAGCCCACAUAAAGUCUAUGUGGGUAAUCUCGCAUGGUCUGUAAGACCUGAAGAUCUAAGGGAGCACUUUAGCCAAUUUGGAACUGUUGUAAGUACGAGAGUUCUGUAUGACCGCAAAGGAGGGAAAAAUCGUGUUUAUGGAUUUCUUUCGUUUUCUUCUGCUGAUGAACUCCAGGCUGCAAUAGAGACAAGUGGAUUGGAAUUUCACGGACGAACAUUAUUGGUUAGGGAAGUUAUUAAUAGGGAAGAACAAUGAUGUCAAGGAUUUGAUUGAUAUAAUAUUGAAGAAACUUUUCCCUUUAAAUUCGUUUAAGGACCAGUGUUAUGCUACCACAUUCUCCUAUUAAAGAGCUUGAUGUGAGAAAAGAUACCUGCUGAUGAAGGCCUGCAGAGGACGUUUCUGAAGUUGAAAAUGGCUGAAUGCUACAACUGGUUGAUCCAUGAAAUUAUGUUGUUUAGUGAUUUAUUAGAUGACCACUAUUAGGUGCGUAUAUGACAUGGAGGUCAUGUUGCUAACUUUGAGAGUUGAGAAGGCAACUAAUUCUUGUACUUGUGAUUGCAUUUUCAAUUUGUGCAUGUAGAUAUCGGCAUGACAUUUUGUUCAGAAUAUCUGUUGCCAGGUUGUACGUGCUUGUUCUAAGAAUACCUUUAGAGUCUGUUUAGAUAUUCUAUGGGAUGAGACUGAAAAUUCUGUAGGAAUCGAAUCUGGCUUUUAUUUUUCUAA
Messenger RNA from Phoenix dactylifera (date palm), 1399 nucleotides. Its product is annotated as 29 kDa ribonucleoprotein A, chloroplastic. Gene Ontology annotation, cellular component: chloroplast thylakoid membrane. Gene Ontology annotation, molecular function: mRNA binding. Gene Ontology annotation, biological process: chloroplast rRNA processing. The record is from RefSeq and is a predicted model, not a curated record. Lineage: Eukaryota; Viridiplantae; Streptophyta; Magnoliopsida; Arecales; Arecaceae.